AUGGCGAAACCCCGAGUGAAGAAGCGCACUCACCCUGGCGCUGCAGGUCGACAAGCUCUACCCGGCAAUGUCCCCUCCAAACCUGGCGAGCGCAAGCCCAAGAGCAUGGUCAUUCGCAUAGGCGCCAGUGAAGUCGGACCCAGCGUCACGCAACUCGUGCGCGAUGUACGAACCAUGCUCGAGCCCGAGACAGCCACACGACUACGAGAAAGACGGUCAAACAAACUGCGUGACUACACUACUAUGGCUGGACCAUUGGGAGUCUCACAUUUGUUGCUGUUCAGUAAGAGUGCGAAUGGGAAUACGAAUAUGCGGCUCGCCUUGACGCCUCGAGGACCAACGUUGCACUUCAGGGUGGAAAAGUAUAGUCUGUGUAAGGAUGUGCAUAAGAGUAUGAGGAGGCCGAAGAGCGGGGCGAAUGAGAAUCAUGUGACGCCGCCUUUGCUCGUGAUGAACAAUUUCUCGACGAAAGUGGAGGGUGGGCAGGCACCGAGGAUACCGAAGCAUCUGGAGAGUCUUACUACGACGGUGUUUCAGAGCUUGUUUCCGCCUAUCAAUCCUACCACCACACCUCUAAAAGGAAUCAAGCGGGUCUUACUGCUGGACAGGAAACCGGCCGAUCCAGAGGAUGAUGCUGCAACAUAUAUCCUGGAUCUACGACACUAUGCCAUCGAGACCCGAACAGCACGAUCCGUACCCAAGGCUCUCCGAAGAUUAGACGCCGCCGAAAAGCUCAUGCACGCUGGCAACCAGAAGCGGAAACGAGGCGCCCUGCCAAACCUAGGCAAGCUGCACGAUGUAGCCGACUACCUCCUCGACCCUCACGCCGCAGACGGCUUCACAUCCGGCUCCGAAAGCGAGCCAGACACUGAUGCCGAAGUCGAGGUCCUCGCUCCUUCAGCCCAAAAAGUUCAGCGAAGAAAUGGUAAAAAGGGUGAUGAAAGUCGUGAUCGACGAGAUCCAGCCGCUGCGAAUGUGGAAAGGAAAGGUAUCAAACUCCACGAGCUCGGUCCAAGACUACGACUCCGCAUGACGAAAGUCGAGGAGGGCAUCUGUGGUGGCAAGGUCAUGUGGCAUGAGUACAUCCAUAAGUCGAAGGAGGAGUUGAAGGCGAUGGAGAGGAGGCAUGAGGUUAGGAGGCAGGAGAAGGCGAGGAGGAAGGAGGAGCAGAGGGUUAAUGUUGAGAGGAAGAGGGCGGAGAGGAGGAGUAGGGGUGGGGGUAAGGAGGGGGAGGAUGACGACGAGGAGGAUGAGGAGGCGUUUUUGAGUGAUGCUGAUGAUGAUGAGUGGGAUGAUGUUGAUGGGAUGGAGGACGUGGUGGAUGGUGGGAAGGAGGAUGAUGAUGAGAUGGAGGAGUGA
Recurvomyces mirabilis is the source of this 1359-nucleotide messenger RNA. RefSeq names its product rRNA-binding ribosome biosynthesis protein (gene SSF1). NCBI's taxonomy places the organism in Eukaryota, Fungi, Ascomycota, Dothideomycetes, Mycosphaerellales, Teratosphaeriaceae. The transcript has a single exon. Gene Ontology annotation, biological process: ribosomal large subunit assembly; rRNA processing. The record is from RefSeq and is a predicted model, not a curated record. Gene Ontology annotation, cellular component: preribosome, large subunit precursor. Bases 1 to 1359 code for a protein of 452 amino acids. Gene Ontology annotation, molecular function: rRNA binding.